This is a messenger RNA of Ostertagia ostertagi, 408 nucleotides long. The record is from the annotation of a GenBank genome assembly. NCBI's taxonomy places the organism in Eukaryota, Metazoa, Nematoda, Chromadorea, Rhabditida, Trichostrongylidae.
AUGGAAAAGCAGAGUGAAGAAUGCAGCUAUUGCUGCUUGACUGUGAUCGCACUUUCGAUCGCAUUCUGUUCGGCUGUGGUCACGUUAUUGGUCGCUAAUUACAUGUAUACCGGCUUACCGUGCCGAGACGAUCCGAAGCCUUUCGCAGUGAAAAACGACGAGCUGUCAUGGAAUGGAAGUGAUCGCUUGGUGGUGGCCAGUAAGAGAGUUAUUGUCGUGAAGCUUGAGGACAUGAAACGCUGCUAUAUAUUGCCAAGUCGACUUGCACAGGAGUCGCCUCGAAAACAAUUCGAAAUCGUGCCGGAACCGCUGUCGAAAGCAAUCGGCGUUCAUUUUGCCGGACAGGAAGGGUGGAAUUUUUGUAAUUCGCUUCCAAUGUACCUACUUGAGGAAUCAAAAAAUGAAUGA